GGCUAAACUCUAAAAGACGAGGAGACCUCUCGGAAACCUCGGACACAGCAAGCGCUUGGAUAUCCACGGUCUCAUGUCGGCAACCCUUACGCCGCGCAAUGCUGCAGACUGCGACAGUCCAGGCUCCUCGAUAUUUGACUUGCCUACCACGGUAGACCAUCACUCGCACCUGCAAAGCAACACUCACAUUGCAAGUGAGGGACCAGGCGACGUAUCCUCAAGUCUAAAUGUUUCCCGGACCUGCGACGACCUCACCGGAAACGUGCCCUCAUGUCUCGUGAUUUCAGGUGGGACAGGGUGCAACGCGAUAUGUUCUGCCUUCGGCACGUCCAGGGCGAGCUAUGUCUUGCCAGUCUCGGAUGAUGGCGGAUCGUCAAGUGAGAUUAUACGCGUAAUAGGCGGGCCGUCUAUAGGUGACAUUCGUUCGCGACUCAUUCGUCUUAUUCCGUCCUCCUCACCCGCGUCUCCACUGGCCUGUAUACGGAACCUGCUGGCGUACCGGCUUCCUGCAAAUUGCUCAGAUAAGGAGGCGAGAGAUGAGUGGAGGGACAUCGUGGAAGGGAGGAGUAGACUCUGGGAUGGGAUCCCAGUUGACCGAAAGGAGAUGAUACGAGGUUUCCUUGUACAUUUCGAGAGCGAAGUCUUGAAGCGCGCGCACAAGAACUUUUCCUUCAUCAAUGGCAGCAUAGGCAAUUACUUCCUCUCAGCUGCCCAAGAGUUCUUCCGCUCUCUACCUUCCGCUAUAUUCCUGUUCUCGAGCAUUACCAAUAGCCAGGCAACGAUCCUACCGGCCAUCGUGACGAACCAUACUGUCACAAUUGCAGCUGAGCUCGAAGACGGCUCGCGCCUUGUUGGGCAGUGCGAGAUAUCUCAUCCUGUCCGGCGAGAACCCGUCAUCUCCGUCUCAAGCGAAGCCGACCAACAUGGAACGCUGGAAUACUAUGAUGACCCAGACGAAGAUACGCUUUCUCCUGUCGACGACAUACAUAACGUGGGCAAGAGACGGAAUGUCUUCUUUGAAGCCUCGUCUAAAGAGAAAGAUGGAGCGUAUGAGAAGCUCAGAGCCGGGAUAAGUCGGCUAUUUUACAUCAACACGUACGGGACUGAGAUACAUCCGUCACCCAACCCGGAGUUCAUACAACAUCUUGGUCAAAAGGAGGUCCUAGUUUACUCCUGUGGAUCCUUAUGGACUAGCAUCGUGCCUUGCCUUGCUUUGCGAGGCGUCGCCGAUACCAUUGCUCGGUCUAAAUCUUUAAGGGCCAAGAUCUUACUGUUGAAUAGCCAAAACGAUAGAGAAACCGACGGCUAUUCUGCAGUGGACUACGUAAACACCAUCGUGAGAACACUGAAUGCCACGCAUACUAGACCAUAUCCGGGCCUUAGCAACCGUUCAAGAUCAGGCGUCAGCGAAGUAGUCACGACCUACCCCGCCUCUGCAUUUGUUACGCAUCUAGUAUAUCUGAAGGGGUGCCAAGUUUCCGUGGAUGUACAGCGACUGGCUGGGCUCGGGGUCAGAUGCGUCGAGGUUGAGGGCGAAGCCGAUCAGGAUGUUUCUGCUGGUGCCCCGCCCAAAUUCGAUGCGCACAGCGUUCGAGAGGCAAUCACGAGUAUUCUGUCCCAGGAGAGCAACGAGGGUUUCUAACAGCCUCUGGUCAUCAAUGUGAUAUACGGAAUCGAAAGUAUCUCGUUGGGAUUUCAUGUAUGGGGCUACCUCAGGCUAUUGUGCGGAAACGUGCUAACACUUCGCCGUAUCGAGGUGAAGUAGAUAAUAAUCAACCUACCUAGGGCAUAACUACUCAUGCUAUAGGCCGUGAACCGUCUGUCUCGUCUUUCCCACAGUUGGGUGAAAGGUUCAUCGAAUGUAUGGCGUGGACGCCCAAUGCUACGAAAGCUGCUGAACCAUACAACUGUUGACAAUCUGAGCUGCGGUAAACGACACAGGCGUAUAAUAAUACAGGUGUUGACAACUCUGGCGUGUUCUUUAGAUGAACUUCAACGUGCCGGCCCUGCCCGUCUUUGGCAGAAGCUUGCGCACCUGUUCCUGCUCCUCAGUGUGGAGUAAUCGUCCGCGGAAGAACGCAUUGCUCGAGUCCGUCCAUCGACUCUUUAUACGGCACCAAAAUCUGAAGGAAGAUACCGCCGUGGUGCUAUACGUGCUAAGCACGUCAUCCCACGCAGAGACAGUCGGGAUAUCGCCUGAUCUAUCAAAAGCGAGAUCAACGCGCAGCCCGAGGUCUGGUUGGUGGCGUAGGAUGUCCGAGAGGAUGCUUUGGAUCCAUGUACUACUGGAAUUGGAGGCUUCGUUCAGGUCAAGUCUCAGACGCUGCAGCUUCUUGCACGCCGAUAGACCAAGUGAGCUCAGUGGACAGCUAGAAUCGGCUAUUUGGGACACAUGCGGAGGCCAAGUAGAGAUGAUGAGUGGUAAUAAAAUGGGAUUGUGAAGGGGUUUGCUUUACCUGCGCUGUGAUAAAACGAUGAUAGGUCUAUGGCAAGCUCCUUCAGAUGGGCCCCGCACUCUCGAAGGAUCUCUUUCGCGGUAGGGAGCCACCAGCAUUCCAGAAAGUUUAACUCGACUUCGGUGAUAAUGGGAAAUUGUGCCGCUGAGGUGAAGCGGACAACAUCUAAAACGGCCGCAUGUCCGACUUUCCCGCCGAUAGCAAGUUUCGUCAACUUCUCGGUUCCGGACAACGCCUGCGGUGUAUCCUUGCUCAAAUUCUUGACGGAGGCGCUUGAAAUAUCGCAGCGUCCUUCGACGUAUAGCUCCGCGAGAUUAGGGAAGAGUGUAAGAAGGGUCGCGAGUUCAGGGGCGCUAACCGAGCCUUCCUCCAACACCAGGACCUCCGGGGCAGUCACGCGGAGCUCAAGGAUCGAGAAGGACUGCGGGAAGACUACUCUCGAGAUAUCUCUCAACCAGAGCUCGCUCAGCGACGGCAUCUGGCUCACCCCCCUAGCAAUCGCGGGCAGGUCAAUCCCAAGAUCGUGCGGAUGUUUGAAUUCCAAUGUGACCCGGUAGAUGGCGCUGGUGAUAUGCGGCGACGCAAUCUGAAGGAAGCAGAAGAAGUCGCGAAUACUGUGCUUGUAUCCUAUGUGAACCAAACGGAAGAGAUGCUUUCUGGCGCGACGCAGCCACUGUGGAAGGACGAGGGUGCAGUUUGCCAGCGACUGCUUAUCUUCGCGCAGGCAGUGGACGAUCGCGUCGAGCAGCUCCUGAGGCAAUCUCUGGAUAAAGCAGGGUUUGAGAUCGCCCUGGAUAUCAUCGACGUCUGCAGAUGGGUGCGCUGGGUGCAAGUUCUCGUCGAUGGGCUCCUGAGACUUUGAGCA
Messenger RNA from Phanerochaete carnosa HHB-10118-sp, 3321 nucleotides. RefSeq lists its product as uncharacterized. Lineage: Eukaryota; Fungi; Basidiomycota; Agaricomycetes; Polyporales; Phanerochaetaceae. The transcript is spliced from 11 exons. Bases 74 to 1642 code for a protein of 522 amino acids. Gene Ontology annotation, molecular function: LPPG:FO 2-phospho-L-lactate transferase activity. The record is from RefSeq and is a predicted model, not a curated record.